Podospora anserina S mat+ is the source of this 621-nucleotide messenger RNA. RefSeq lists its product as uncharacterized. The transcript has 2 exons. The record is from RefSeq and is a predicted model, not a curated record. Lineage: Eukaryota; Fungi; Ascomycota; Sordariomycetes; Sordariales; Podosporaceae. Bases 1 to 621 code for a protein of 206 amino acids.
AUGGUUCGCGUUACUACUGCCUUGCUGGCCUCCGCCGGUCUCAGCACCAUGGCCUCGGCUCAGGAUGUCGGAGCGGCUACCACCUCAGUCACCUCUCUCUUCCUUCCCGGCUUCGACACGCAGACCAUCUGGGCUUCUGUCAUCACUGCCCAGCCCGCGGCGGCAACCUACUCACUCGCAUGCCCUCCCGAUGCCGAUUCCAACGACUGUGGCCUUGGCACAGGCUUGACUAUUGUCCAGGGGGAAAGCACCUUCUCUAUUGACAUGCGCGGAGAGUCUGUCACACAACAAUACGGUUGCAAUCUCGUGGGCAAAGAAGCCAAGUGCUCUGGCUCCAUCAUCAGCCCUGGCGGGACUGCUCUGUUCCAGCACGUUGCAGGUGACUACCAGAAGGAAAUCCAAGCCGUAACAAUCACGGCCGGCUUGGAGAAGUUGGAUGUUGAGGCUGCCACUACCAGUGCCUCCGGCACUGGCGCUGUUGAGACAGGCACACAGACCACAACCCAGACAGAGGACGCUGCCGGCUCUACGAGCAGCAGCACAGCUGGUGUCCCCCAGAUUACCCAGAAUGCCAUCAUGAUGGGUGCUGCUCUUGUCGGUGCCGGCGCGAUGCUUCUCUAG